Vitrella brassicaformis is the source of this 1609-nucleotide messenger RNA. Lineage: Eukaryota; Vitrellaceae. The record is from the annotation of a GenBank genome assembly.
GCACCAGGUAGCUCUUUCAGUAACCAACUGCAUCGAGGCGUCUUCAAGCACUCACUCACUCACAUGCAUGCAAACACAUGCACAGCACACACAUCAGAGUCCUUCCUGGGUGAGUGCAGCGUCAAGGUCGCAUGGUGGGUUGGUGCGUGGUGGUGCGAUAUAGAUUGGUCGAAGUGUCACUUCGCCAUUUGUAGAAUGCUUAUUUAUUGGAUGCUGUCAUCCCAAUGUCUCCCACCAUCCACCCUCCUCAGGCAAGACAGACAGACAGACAGAGCCGGCAAGAUGGAUGGGCCUCCCACCAUCCAUCCAUCCAUCCACCCUCCACACACAUGAAUGGAACCCAUCCUCACACAUGAAUGAAUGAAUGAAUGUCAUCUCUUUGUGUCUGCCCCUCCACCACCCCUCCCUCCCUCCCUCCCGGUCAACCAGCCAGCCAUGUAUGAUCCCUCGACGAGUCCCCUGCUUGAUUGAGGUCAGGAGGGGGAAUCAGCCAACCCAACAACACACAACACACAAGCACGGAGCACCACACGACACAGCACAGCACAAGACACAGCACUGCCAACAAAUACAUACAGCCCCCACGGAUGGAUGUACAUAUGAUGAUAUGUCCCUGCCAGCUGCUCUCCCCGUGUGUGCGCCGCGGGACAACACCAGAAUGAAUAGCCAAUCGAUCUACAAUUGGGGCGCACACGAGGGCAGACCAAGACAGACAGACAAGCCAGGUGAGCUCUACAUCCGCCGUACAUUCAUUCAAACGUGCAGACAGACACCUUCAUUAUGGACGGACAUGAAUGAACAUGUACGCACCCCCCCUUUAUCUGCCUCUCCCCGCACCAAGCGAGAAGAGACACACCUCAGCUCAUGUGUCGCAUCCAUCCAUCCACUCACGCAUCCUCGUGUGGCUCAUCUAAAGCCAAACGCAUCACGUAUUUUACUUGUAACAUUUUCUUCGACUGCCCUCCCCAUGACUUCCCCCUGACGUCCGACUUCGCUUGCAGCCUCGCCGAUGUUCCUCCCGAUCUCAGGUCUCUUCUCUCGGCCAAACUUCUCGCCCCUUUUCGCCCCUGCCCAGGCGCCAGCAGCCAUUCCGACGGCCGCCCCGGUUGCGCUUCCAUACCUCUCGCCCAGGCGUUCGCCCUCAUUGCCCAAGUCGUGGCCAUGCUUAUUGCCAAUCCCAAUGGUAUGUCUGCUGUGGUAGUAGUCGUCUUCGAUCUCAUGGGCAGGCGGAGUAUUCUCUGCGACAUUCUUGAUUGUCUCGACCGCAUCGACUAGGUCACCGAAAUCCUCAAUCUCGGGCAGCUCGAUGCCGAAUGGACCAAGGCGACGCAGUCCCGGCCUUUUCAAGUCUUCAUCCGCCUUGACGGAAACGCCAGACCUGCAGCAGGCAAGACAGACAGACAGGCAGACAGACAGACAGGCGUAUGGUGCAUCAUGUGUGUGUGUGGGCUCGUGUGUGUGUUUCCUUCUCUUACUUCUCUUGUGUGGCCUUGUCACGCAGAGAGCGGAGCACAUUGGGCGCAGCCUUGACAUUGUCAGCGGGGCUUCCAGACACCACCGCGGCGAUGACCAGCAGGGCGACAGCCGACAUCAUGACGAAGCGAACCAU